Messenger RNA from Phlebotomus argentipes, 2172 nucleotides. RefSeq names its product cleavage and polyadenylation specificity factor 73 (gene Cpsf73). Gene Ontology annotation, biological process: mRNA 3'-end processing by stem-loop binding and cleavage. NCBI's taxonomy places the organism in Eukaryota, Metazoa, Arthropoda, Insecta, Diptera, Psychodidae. Bases 98 to 2161 code for a protein of 687 amino acids. The transcript has 5 exons. The record is from RefSeq and is a predicted model, not a curated record. Gene Ontology annotation, cellular component: mRNA cleavage and polyadenylation specificity factor complex. Gene Ontology annotation, molecular function: RNA binding; 5'-3' exonuclease activity; RNA endonuclease activity.
UGACGGCGCUGAUGUCGCCUCAGUCGCGCCGGGCUUGACAAGUGAAGAACAAGAUUUGAUUUGUUUACAGUGGUUUUCUUAGAGUUUUUCCACGAAAAUGGCUGGAAAACGGAAAGCAGACGCUCCCAUUCCUGCCGAAGAGAAUGAUUUGCUGCUCAUAAAGCCUCUGGGUGCUGGUCAGGAAGUGGGCAGAUCCUGCAUCAUGCUGGAGUUUAAGGGGAAGAAAAUUAUGCUUGAUUGUGGGAUUCAUCCGGGACUGAGCGGCAUGGAUGCUCUUCCUUUCGUGGAUUUAAUAGAGCCCGAAGAGGUGGAUUUGCUCUUCAUUUCGCAUUUUCAUCUGGAUCACUGCGGAGCUCUGCCGUGGUUCCUGCAGAAGACCUCCUUCAAGGGCCGCUGCUUCAUGACGCACGCCACGAAGGCCAUUUAUCGCUGGAUGCUGUCGGAUUACAUCAAAGUCAGCAACAUUUCCACCGAGCAGAUGCUCUACACGGAGGCGGAUUUGGAGGCGAGCAUGGAGAAGAUCGAGACGAUCAACUUCCACGAGGAGAGAGACGUGCUGGGCGUGAGAUUCUGGGCCUACAACGCUGGACACGUGCUGGGCGCGGCGAUGUUCAUGAUUGAGAUUGCCGGCGUGAAGAUUCUCUACACUGGCGACUUCUCGCGCCAGGAGGAUCGCCACCUGAUGGCCGCCGAGAUUCCCACAAUGCGCCCAGACGUGCUGAUCACGGAGUCCACGUACGGGACGCACAUUCACGAGAAGCGGGAGGAUCGCGAGACGCGCUUCACGUCGCUCGUGCAGAAGAUCGUGACGCAGGGCGGAAGAUGUCUGAUUCCGGUGUUUGCGCUGGGCAGAGCGCAGGAACUGCUGCUGAUUCUCGACGAGUACUGGAGCCAGAAUCCCGAAUUGCAGGACAUCCCCAUCUACUACGCCUCGUCGCUGGCCAAGAAGUGCAUGGCUGUGUAUCAGACGUACAUCAAUGCGAUGAACGACAAGAUCCGGCGGCAGAUCGCCGUGAACAAUCCCUUCGUCUUCCGCCACAUCUCCAAUCUCAAGGGCAUCGACCACUUCGAGGACAUCGGGCCGUGCGUCGUGAUGGCGUCGCCGGGCAUGAUGCAGAGCGGCCUGUCGCGCGAGCUGUUCGAGAACUGGUGCACAGACGCCAAGAACGGCGUCAUCAUUGCCGGCUACUGCGUCGAGGGCACGCUGGCGAAGACAAUCCUGUCGGAGCCGGAGGAAAUCGUGACGAUGUCCGGCCAGAAGCUGCCGCUCAACAUGUCCGUGGACUACAUUUCGUUCUCCGCGCACACGGACUACCAGCAGACCAGCGAGUUCAUUCGGCUGCUGAAGCCCAGGCACGUUGUGCUGGUGCACGGCGAGCAGAACGAGAUGAGCCGGCUGAAGUCGGCGCUGCAGCGGGAAUACGAGGCGGAGCAGAACACUCUCAUCUCCUUCUACAAUCCGAGGAACACGCACACGGUGGAGCUGCAUUUCAAGGGCGAGAAGACGGCCAAAGUCAUGGGCACGCUGGCCGUGAAGCGUCCGGACGCGGAUCAGAAGCUGAGCGGCGUGCUGGUGAAGAGAGACUUCAAGUAUCACAUCCUGGCGGCGUCCGAUCUCUCAAAAUACUCCGACAUGAGCAUGUCUGUGGUGACACAGAAGCAGAGUCUCCUGUGGUCGGGCACGCUCAGCACGCUGAAGCUCCUGCUGGAGAGGAUCGGCGGUCCGGGAAGCGUUGAGGCGACGGACACGGACAAGAAGUACCGCAUCUUCAGCUGCAUCGACGUGCAGCUGGAGGGAAAGGUGAUCAUCAUGGAGUGGCAGGCGACGCCGGUGAACGACAUGUUCGCCGACACUGUCCUGGCCACGCUGCUGCAGUCUGACUUGUGCGGCACGACGAUCAAGGGCACGUCGGGGCACAAGGGCGACCGGACGCACUUCAAGGAGUGCCUCGUGGAGACGCUGCAGGACAUGUUCGGCGAGAAGUCGGUGCCCAAGAUGAUCCGCGGCGACGAGUUCCAGGUCAGCGUGGGCGGGAAGAAGGCGAACGUGGAUCUGGAGAAGCUGGAGGUGUCCUGUCCGGAGGACGAGCAGAUGGCGCGGAUGAUCCACACGGCGGUGCAGAAGCUGUAUCAAUCUCUGGUCCUCGGACCGACUAAUUGAAUUAAACACAG